UAGGUGCAGGCCGCAAUCGCUGAGUUAUGGCGACCGAAGCGAAUGGAAAGGAGAGAAUGUGCUUCAUAUGCGACCGAAAACCUCGGGUACCCGGCGACGUGGCGUGCCGUUCGUGCCUCCAGGAGCACCGGAAGUGCUACGAGUGCGGGGAGAACGACAGAAACUUUCCGUUCAAGCUGUGCUCCUCCUGCUACGCCGCACACACAGCACAAGCGUCUGGUCGCGGUAUAGUCGCCGUUCCGGCCGUACAGCCACCGCUUAGAUCAGGAGCCGGUCUAAUUCGUAUAAAUGGAGACCAACAGACAUACAAGGAAGUGAGUGAACACUUUGUAAAGGAGUGGGUAAAGAUGACGACUGAGUUCCCAAACCCUCCCCAGCCAGAGGCCAUCUUUGCCGUCCAGAACACAAAACUAGUAGAAGCUUUCCACCACUACGGGGCGAAGCUGCGCAAAGAAUCGUCCGCUGAGUCGGCAAACUCGGAUCUGUUUUUCCACGGAACUGCUCUCAAAUGCGAUUUGAAGAACACAAACGAAUACUGCUUCGACAGAGACUGUGGCAUAUGUGGAAUAUCUCAGAACGGUUUCGACGCAUCGAGAAUCGGAGAAAACAUACCUCGGUUCAAACGCUUUGGUCAUGGUAUCUACCUGGCCCCUAACUCUUCAAAGUGCCAUGAUUACACCCAGGGGGUUCCGGAGUAUGGGACGAGAGCUCAGCUGCUGUGUCUAGUGGCUUGUGGAGCUCAGUAUGAACUGCUGCACGACAGCACUUCCCUUCAACAGCCGCCCUCCCAGUACCACUCAGUGUAUGGGAAGUCUGGGGGAAGUCUAAACUACGAUGAGAUUGUAGUAUAUGAUGUAGGGGCAGUCCUGCCGCAGUAUGUUGUACUCUACAAACACAAUGGUGUCCAUAAGAUAGCUUCAUAGCUUUUAUUGUAUCUCAUCAUUUUAGUCAUGGAACAAGGUUCAUAGUAUCCCAGUAUGUUGCACUAGUCUUCACUA
This is a messenger RNA of Geodia barretti, 998 nucleotides long. Lineage: Eukaryota; Metazoa; Porifera; Demospongiae; Tetractinellida; Geodiidae. The record is from the annotation of a GenBank genome assembly.